Messenger RNA from Condylostylus longicornis, 2875 nucleotides. Its product is annotated as centrosomal and chromosomal factor-like. The record is from RefSeq and is a predicted model, not a curated record. The coding region runs from base 689 to 2524 and encodes 611 amino acids. The transcript has a single exon. NCBI's taxonomy places the organism in Eukaryota, Metazoa, Arthropoda, Insecta, Diptera, Dolichopodidae.
CCACAAAUUACACGCCCUAAAUAAUAAAAAUAAAUUUAAAAUAAAAAUAAAUAGAUUUAUAUAUCUACUUACAUACAUAUAUAUACUCUAAUAUGCAGAUAUGUAUAUAUAUGUAAAUUAAAUAAUAUAAUAAUGUAAAAAUAUGCUUUUUGUUUAAAGUGAAUAGUGAAUAAAUUAGAAAAAUUCAUUGGAUUACCAAACACAAAAUUACAAGCAACAAAAGAAAUUAAACAAAAAAAAAAUAAUGGUCCCCUAUUCACCGUUUCUUCUACUUUUUUUUUUUAAUUUGAAAAUUAUAAAAUCGAAAUAAAAUUCAACAAAUAAAUUUAGAAAAAAAAAAAUUAUAUUUAAAAAGUGAAUUAAAUGUUCCUCCUUGUUAACAAUUUAAAAAAAAAUGUGUGUUAAAUAAAAUUAAUUAAAUUAAAAUAAAAUAAAAAAAAAAUGAUAUAUUUUUGCAAAAUAAAAAAAAUUAAAAACAAAACAAAUUAAAAAAAUUUUAUUUAAAAUAGAAGAAAGAAAGCAAAGAAUAAAAAAAUAGUGCCAAGAAAGAAUGCAAAUUUGAAGAAAAAUAACAAAACAAAAAAAAAAUAUUUUUUUUUUAUAAUUUCAAUUACUAAAAAAAAAAAUUUAAAAUUAAAUUUAAAAAUAAAAAAGAAAAAUUGCUUAAUAAACCAAAAAUUCAAUAAAAAUGAUGAUGGCUGCAUGUUAUGCCAAUUAUGAUAUGUCUUUAUCUCAUAAUUUGCCGACGCAACAUGCUCAUCAUGUUCAUCAGCAUCAAGAACAUUCACAACAACAUCAACAGCAACAGCAUCAACAGCAGCAACAAUCUCAACAUCAGACUCGAAUAUCAUCAGUUGCUGAAUUAUUAGCUGCGGCAGCAUCUUCAUCAAUUGUUGCACAACAAAAAGAUUAUAGUAUACCAUUACAUGUCGAUUGUAGUGUUGAAUAUGAAUUACCAAAUCAACCAAAACCUCCGGCUGGUCAACGUAUUGAACCUUUACUUAUGAUACAUCCAUGUUAUUUUAGAAAAAUGGAAAGUCAAAGACGUAGUCCUUUUAUUAAUAAUAUGCCAAAUUCAACAAGAAAUAGUGCUUUAAUAUUAUCUACAUCUUCAUCAUCUUCAUCUUCGUUAUUAGGAUCAUCAUCUUCUUCAACAUCAUCAUCAACAUCAUCAUCGUCAACAGUUAGACGAUCUUCACAACGUCAAACACAACAACAGCAACAUGUUAUAACGAAUUCAUCAACAGCAUUAGCUAAUCAACAGAGUCAACAACAACAACAACAACAACAGCAACAACAAUAUCAUUCACAAAGUUUGCAUUCCAUUCAAAAUUCAAAUCAUUUAUUAAAUCAACAGAUACAACAACAACAUUUAUCACAACAGGCCCGUUAUCCUAUUAUUUCAAAUAUACAAUCUCAUCAACAGGCAUCAGCAUUAGGAUCAUCUUCGUCAUCAAAUGUACAAUCAUCAGUAACAUCAAUUACAAAUAAUGAUUAUAAUGAAAGAGCUAUGAGACGGGCUACAAUAAUUCAAACAAGAGCUGUAAAUCAACAACAACAACAACAACAGUAUCAACAACAACAGCAACAACAUCAACAUCAAAAACAACAACAAAUACCUCAAUGGGAUAAAAUAGCUUCAACAUCUUUAGGUAUGAUAUCUUCAAUUUCAACACAUCCAUCAACUACAACAGCGCAUCAUACGUUACCAUCAUCAGUGGCAUCAUCAUCAAUAGUUCCAACUGUUAAUUUAAUAGGAAAAACAUCAAAUUAUAAUAAUAAACCGGUUGGUAAAAGAGAUGCUAUGAUAUCUGGUGAAUGCAGUAGCAAUAAUAUUAUUACAAAUAAUAAUAGUAAUAAUAAUGUCAACAGUAACAACAACAAUAAUAAUAGUAAUACCAAUAAUAAUAAUAUUAGUAACAGUAACAACAAUUGUAACAACACCACUAAUCAUUUAAAUAAUAAUCGCAAUAAUUUUAGUAAUCAAAAUAAUAAUAAUAAUAAUAAUAGUAAUAAUAAUAAUAACAAUAAUAGAAUUAGUAACAAUAAUAAUAUUACAAAAAUUAAUAAUGGUAAUAGUGCAAAUUGUACAUCACUAAUAGAUACAGCAACUAAUUUACGUAUGUGGGAUGCAUCAAAUUCUUUAAUUGUUCAUCGUAGUCCAAUGGCAGCUGUUCCUAGUAAUUAUCAAGCUGGACCAGAGACUACAUCAACUUCAAUAAUUAAUAAUAUACCAUAUAAUAGUACAUCUUUAUCAUCAUUAACAUCAUCUUUACAACAAUCAUCAACAUCAUCUGGAUCAUCAUCAUCGUCUGCUUCAUCUACUGCAGCAUUAUUAAAUCGUAAUAUUAUUGAUAAUGAUAAAAUUAAUGGAAAAUAUAGACAGUAUUUAAAAUCACAUAGAAUUCAUCCAUAUUUAAUGUCAAAUACAAGCAAUUUAGGUUCAACAUAUUCUCAAUUAGCAUCUGUAACUAAUUUUCCACAUCAUCAACAAAUGCAACAAAUGUCUUGUUAUAAUGUAUAACAUUAAAAUUUUCUUGCAAAACAAAAAAAUACAUACUAAAAUGAAAUUUAUUAAUAUUAAAAUAAAAUAUCCAAAAUAAAAAAAAAAAAUUAUUUAUUCUAUAUUUUAGUGAUAUUUGGAUAUAAAAAUUUAGUGAUAUAAAUAGAAAAAUAAAAUUAUUAUUGAAAAAAUAAAAAUUGCAGUUGAAUUAAAAAUGAAAAUUAUAGAAAAUGAAAAAAAAUAUUAAUAAUUAAAAUUAAUUGAAAAAUAUACCAGAAAAGUGAUUAUUAUUGGAAAAAUGAAAAAAAAAGAUAAAAAUUUCAAAAUGAAAAAUUAUAUCCGAAAAUAUAGAGAAAAUAGUUUAGAAACAAA